Oppia nitens is the source of this 2267-nucleotide messenger RNA. Its product is annotated as armadillo repeat-containing protein 8-like. Gene Ontology annotation, biological process: proteasome-mediated ubiquitin-dependent protein catabolic process. Lineage: Eukaryota; Metazoa; Arthropoda; Arachnida; Sarcoptiformes; Oppiidae. Bases 183 to 2267 code for a protein of 694 amino acids. The record is from RefSeq and is a predicted model, not a curated record. The transcript is spliced from 6 exons. Gene Ontology annotation, molecular function: protein binding. Gene Ontology annotation, cellular component: GID complex.
GAGAGAGAAAAAAAUUGCAAAUAUUUUUUUAACAUUCAAUUCAAUGUUUUUAAUAAUAAAAUAAAUCUUCAAAACAUUUGAAAGAAAUUUUUUUUUUUUGAAAACUGUUUUACAAUUUAAACUAAAUAUUACCACUAAAAUCGUUGCUGAAGAUUACAUAACUGAUCCAAACAUCAGCAGCCAUGGCAAACACUUUGGCCACAUUUAUGGAGGUCGACUCAACUAAAGACAAUUACCACGGCUUGUACUCAGAAGAUCCGAUCCAAUGUCUCGAAGCACUCAUAAAUAUCAAGAAUCUGGUCAUCGGAAGCAAUCGUAUGAAAGGCUCGAUCAUCGAAUCGUCUGUUGUUCCCCGACUCAUCCAACUGAUCCAAAUGUGCAACAAACAAAACAGUGCCAAUUUGGCCAAAGAAGCUGUACUGACAAUUGCCAGUCUGGCUAAAGGUACCGAAGAGCACGUCAAAGUGCUGAUCGAUAGCGGAGUGGUAGCCAUACUUCUGGAGAAUACCAGAUCCAGUGACGCCGCUUUUGUCGAGGCGUGUCUACGGGCGUUGCGGACGAUAUUAAAGUCUCCGGAAACACCGGUAAACAUGAUUUUCGAUCGGAACGACAUGAAAGACGAUCCGUUAUACCAAAUAAUACCGCAUUUGUUAAGUUUGGCGGCCAGUCAUCGGUCGUUUGUCAAUAAGGAGUGUAUCGCCAACAUUAUGGCCGCUUCGUGUCAGGUAAUGACUAACGAACAGCAAAAUAUUCUGAAUAAUUACGGAUCAAUUUCACUGAUUGCUUCACUAUUGGUUAACAAUGUCCUGAAAGUCCAAAUGGCUGCUCUUCACUGGUUGGCGCAAAUCUGUUACCAAAACGAAACAGUAUCGGCUUUUGUUGUCAAUGAGUAUUGCGAUGGAAAAUCAAUGUCCGAUUUGUUGGUCUCAAUGAUGAGCCAACAGAAGACACACGAAAUGCAAUUAAUUGCCGCCAAAUGCAUGACCUGUAUAUACCGUUCCGGUGCUCUUAAUAGUGACGAUAAACGAAUUAUUUACAAAACAUUACCGACUUUGGUCCGAAUGUGUAAGAAAGACAAAGAAACGUCGAUUCGGGCGAUGGGAGCCGAAACUCUUGCCUAUCUGACCGAAAUAGACACUAAUCUUCAGCAAACCGCCAGUAUUUGUGAUCAUUUGAUACCAACUUUGGCUGAUCUAUUGAAAUAUCAAUCCAAUUGUAUAUCACUAUUGGGAUAUUCCGAUGCAUUCAACAAUCAGCCAAUAACAGCGGCCACCGUUAGAAAACUAGAACAGGAAGUGAUUACAACCCAAGACAUGAAACAGGCGGCCUUCAAGGCAUUUGCUUCGUUAGGUGCCAAUGACGAAGACAUCCGGAAGCGAAUCAUUGAAACCGAUUUUCUAAUGGAUCACAUUGUCAGCGGUCUGUCCGAUCCGAACAUAAAGACUAGAUUAUCGGCACUGAGAUGUCUGCAUAGUUUGUCGCGAUCUGUUCAACAAUUGCGGACAACAUUUCAAGAUCAUGCCGUUUGGGUACCGCUAAGAAAUCUCUUGCACAACGCAUCCGACGAGAUAUUGAGUGUGGCGUCGAGUACUUUAUGCAAUUUAUUACUCGAGUUUUCGCCGAGCAAACAGCACUUCUUGGAUCGGGGAGCCGUUGAACUGUUAUGUGAUCUGACCCGUAGAGAUGAGGCGGCACUCCGAUUGAACGGCGUGUGGGCCCUAAUGAAUAUGGCAUUUCAAGCCGACCAGAAUUGUAAAUCGCAAAUACUUAACGCAUUGGGAACCGAUCAGAUAUUUCGUUUGCUAUCGGAUCCAGACGUCAACACAUUGAUGAAGACGUUGGGUCUAUUGCGAAAUUUGCUCUCCAAUAAACCGCAUAUCGAUCACAUAAUGAGUCUUCAUGGGAAACAAGUGAUGCAAGCAGUCAUACUGAUACUCGAAGGCGAUCACCAAUCGGAUGUCAAAGAACAGGCACUCUGUAUUCUAGCCAACAUUGCCGACGGCGAUACAGCCAAAGAGUUUAUUAUGUCCAACGAAGAUAUGCUCAAGAAGCUGACCUCCUAUAUGAUGCACUCGAAUGUUAAACUCCAGAUUGCGGCCACAUUUUGCAUAUCAAACCUCAUCUGGAGUGAAGAAGAGGGAGCCAACCAUCGACAGGAUCGGCUAAAAGAGAUGGGCGUUCAUAAACUCUUACAGCAAUUGUUAACGACAAACGAUACGACUUUAUUUGAUAGAGUCAAGACAGCGUUACAACAGUUUAAUAACUAA